This is a messenger RNA of Aspergillus oryzae RIB40, 1395 nucleotides long. RefSeq names its product MFS transporter. NCBI's taxonomy places the organism in Eukaryota, Fungi, Ascomycota, Eurotiomycetes, Eurotiales, Aspergillaceae. Gene Ontology annotation, cellular component: membrane. The record is from RefSeq and is a predicted model, not a curated record. Gene Ontology annotation, biological process: transmembrane transport. The transcript has 2 exons. Gene Ontology annotation, molecular function: transmembrane transporter activity. The coding region runs from base 1 to 1395 and encodes 464 amino acids.
AUGGAUUCGAUCACUGAGUUGGCCGAUGAAGUAAAAGUUUCCGGCGCUAAUCUUGACGCCAACGCCCAACACAAAUUGACACUCGAGAGACAAGGACAUGGAUGCUCGAGUCUAUCCCCGCCGCCGUCAUCCGCAAGCGCCACAUAUCACCACUCUAAUUCCAGGAGCAGUUGGGGAAGCGAGGGAUUCUCGCAGGACAAAUGUGGAGAGUAUCCGGAUGCUCGUGAGGAGGGAACACUUCCAAGAGCGGACUAUGGCCCUUACGAGGUCUCAUUCGAUGGCGACCAAGACCCGAUGUGCCCUCGAAGCAUGUCGUCGGUGAGGAAAUGGGUCAUUGUCUUGAUUGUCUGUACCGGAACCUUAUGUGUGACUUGCACAAGCUCAAUCUACACAACUACGUAUACACAGAUGGAUCCCGAGUUUCACACGUCCACGCUGAUCUCGACCGUCGGGCUGUCGUCCUUUGUCUUAGGAAUUGGGACAGGACCAUUGCUGACUGGCCCUUUGAGCGAGCACUACGGACGCAGACCAAUCUAUCUGGUCGCAUGGUCGAUGUUCCUGAUUUGGACAAUCCCCUCGGCUGUGGCGAAGAAUGUCCAAACAAUUAUCGUUUCUCGGUACUUCAAUGGCUUCACUGGAGGCACAUUUCUUUCCGUUGCAGGAGGAACUGCUGGAGAUGUAUUUUCACGCAAUCAGAUCCAAGCACCAAUGGCGCUAGUCUCAUCAGUGCCAUUCAUUGGACCUUCUUUGGGCCCGGUACUAGGUGGCUUUAUUAAUUCACAUUUAGAUUGGAGGUGGACCUACUAUAUCAUGAUUAUCUGGUCCGCUGUCUUGCUUGUCUGCAUGAUAUUCUUCGCGCCAGAGACAUACCACCCCAUCAUAUUACGUGCUAAGGCUAAAGCGCUUCGUCAAGAAACCGGAAACGAUCGGUAUAGAGCACCGAUGGAAAAUAACACCAAGACAUGGAAGCAAAUAAUAAUAGUCUCACUCCUGCGACCAUUCCAACUUCUCUUUCUCGAACCCAUGUGCCUCUGUCUGGAUAUUUACUCGGCCAUUUUACUGGGCAUUCUAUACUUAUUUUUCGGCACCUUUCCCAUGGUAUUUCGAACAACAUAUGACAUGAACCUUUGGCAGGGCGGACUGACAUUCGUGGGGAUCAUCGUCGGAAUGAUGAUUGCUGCCGCUACUACUCCGCUCUGGUCCAACAUUCGUGAGCGUCUGCUGAACAAUAACAAGAAAGAACCUGGACGAAGUGAGCCGGAAUAUCGUCUCCCUCCGGCUAUUGUGGGUGGCAUUCUUAUUCCUGUUGGGCUUUUUUGGUUUGGUUGGACUACCUACUCGCGGAUUCAUUGGAUAGUACCCAUCAUAGGAUCUGCUGUAUUCGGGGGAGGGUAA